AUGGCCAGCUUUCAACACCCUUUUCAGUGUCUGCAGUAUGUCAAUCGACUGGCAGAUGGCCAGCAAGAUGUACUGGUUGCCUCAGCAGGUCGACACCUCUACACCUAUGAUGCAGCGACUGGCCAGCGCCUCGAUGUAUGGCCCCAGGACGUAGACACCUCGGAGUCUGCUGGUGCAGAUUCUACAGAGGCCCAGGCACACCUGGAAAAGGAACAAAAUCCCUCUUCGGUUUCUAAGGAACAGGCUGAGCAGCAGCCGGCACCAAAGAAGGGCUCAAAAGACAAGGGCCCAGCUUGGUCCAAUAUUCCCCUCGUGGUUGUUUCUCUCGACGGCAAAUAUGUAGCAGCCGUCACCGCUGAGGACAAGUGUAUUCGGGUCUUCACCUUGAGUGAAGAAGGCAAGCUGCAAGAGCUCAGUUCUCGAACAAUGCCAAAGCGUCCAAGUGCUUUGACACUGAACCCCGAUGGCCAAACUCUCCUGUGCGGUGACAAGUUUGGAGAUGCCUAUUCUUUACCUUUGAUUCCCGGAGAUUAUGUGAAGCGUGCCGAGGUGCAACAUUACAAGCCCUUGGGGCCAGCUGCGACAUCGCUCACCGUGCACACCAAGCGCAACCUGUUGUCCUUGGAACAGCAGCGGCAACAGCUGUCAGCCGAAAAAAAGGCUGCCGCUGGGGAGAAGGAGGCUCUUAACUUCGAGCAUCAGCUUAUUAUCGGCCAUGUUUCGGUCCUUCUAGAUUUGAUCUCCGCAUCGGUGUCUGGAGAAUCUCCUGACAGUCGCGCACGAAGCUACAUCCUCACUGCAGAUCGUGAUGAGCACAUUCGUGUCUCACGCGGGCUCCCUCAAGCACACGUCAUUGAGCAGUACUGCUUGGGGCAUACCUCUUUUGUUAGCAAGCUCUGCAUUCCUUCGUGGGCACCCAAGGUGCUUGUCUCCGGUGGCGGUGAUGGUUACUUGAUUGUGUGGAACUGGACAGAAGGGCAGAUUAUGCAAAAGAUUUCGCUGGAUGAGGUUGUGCAAACCCAGGACGUCAUUGUUCGGGGAAUUUGGGAAGUGUCUCUCCAACAACCUGCCGGUCCUGUAAAUGCAAUCCUGGUUGGGUUGGAAGGGCUCUCACAGCUUCUCUCCUUCACUCUUGAGGAUGAUCACACCCUCAAGUUUCAGGGUACCAUUCAGCUUUCCGGAAAUGUCUUCGAUGUGACUGGCAUUCCUUCGAAGAACACCGUUGCCGUCUGCGUGGAUACGAUCCGGGAGCCUAACUCGACAAAUAUGUGGAAGUCAAGCCCCGGAACACCGCAAACUCUUAUUGAAACUUUCCAAGUCAGCUCCUCCGAAGGCAGUCUUAGCUGGAGCCCGGCAGACGAUUCAAUGGUGACUGAAAUCAAUUUGGCGGGCACAACUGACCUUCCAGUGAACCUGGAGCCGAAUCAGAAGAAAGUAUUCGAUGAUUCCUUGUACACCCUGGUAAAUCUUCGGAAGAUGAAGUUUUAUGAUUGA
Penicillium cinerascens is the source of this 1494-nucleotide messenger RNA. RefSeq names its product putative tRNA methyltransferase (gene trm82). Gene Ontology annotation, cellular component: cytosol; tRNA methyltransferase complex; nucleus. The record is from RefSeq and is a predicted model, not a curated record. Gene Ontology annotation, biological process: RNA (guanine-N7)-methylation. Lineage: Eukaryota; Fungi; Ascomycota; Eurotiomycetes; Eurotiales; Aspergillaceae. Gene Ontology annotation, molecular function: protein binding; tRNA (guanine(46)-N7)-methyltransferase activity. Bases 1 to 1494 code for a protein of 497 amino acids. The transcript is spliced from 3 exons.